AUGAAGCAUUUUCUUCAAUUAAAUGAUUACUUAAAAAAGGCACGGAAGGGAAAAAUAGUUGGUUAUCGAGAAAAAAGAGAAGAUAAGAAAAAUCAGUCCCUUUCUCCUAUGUAUGAAGACACUACCUCUGAGGAUAUUGAUAAAUUGUUAUUUCAAGCCAAAAAGAUUAGUUUGAAAGCCAGUAAAGUAAUCACUAAAAAGAUAAAUUCGGCUUUAGCCGAAUACAACAACUAUGAAGAAUUGGCUACUUCCCUAAUUAAAAUCAUUCAAGAAAGCCAAAACAUUCUUAAAGAAAGUUCUCAACAUGGUAAACAGCAAGAAUAUCCUUACUUCUACAUCCUUCAAAGUUAUUCCCUCCAAAAAUCACAAGUGCUUUCUAAGGAGAUAGUAAAAGAAAAAUGUGAAAAGGUAAUUGCCGACAUUAUUGAGCAAGUUCAAAAUACCGGCUUAGAUUAUCAGAGUAGUCAAGAUUAUAAAGCUAAUUGA
This is a messenger RNA of Entrophospora candida, 486 nucleotides long. The record is from the annotation of a GenBank genome assembly. NCBI's taxonomy places the organism in Eukaryota, Fungi, Glomeromycota, Glomeromycetes, Entrophosporales, Entrophosporaceae.